This is a messenger RNA of Dissoconium aciculare CBS 342.82, 636 nucleotides long. RefSeq lists its product as uncharacterized. The transcript has a single exon. The record is from RefSeq and is a predicted model, not a curated record. The coding region runs from base 1 to 636 and encodes 211 amino acids. Lineage: Eukaryota; Fungi; Ascomycota; Dothideomycetes; Mycosphaerellales; Dissoconiaceae. Gene Ontology annotation, molecular function: ubiquitin binding.
AUGGUGCAGGACAAUCAGACCUCGAUCAACAUCCCGCAGCUCAUCGCUGUCGCCUUCGUUGGCUUCCUAGCCAUCCGAUGGUUCAUGAGCAAACCUGUCGGAGGCAGCAACGCCCGCGCAUCUUCCACGUCCUCCAGAUCUUCCACAGGAUCAUCAUCACGGCGAUCGAAUAUCGACAUCAACAAAAUCGAACAAGUCUCCGCCGUCUUCCCACAACUCGACCGCCGCACCAUCGCAUGGGACUUACAUCACAACGGAGGCAAUGUGCAAGGCACCAUGGAGCGCAUCCUCAGCGGCCGCGGACUCGAUACUCCGCCGCCUACUUUCCAACCGAACUUGCCUGCGCCCGUCGAGGCGAGCGGAAGCACUGCGAUAGCGGCCGUCCAAGCCCACACCGCCGCCAAGCUCAGUCUUGCUUCGUCCUCAGGGACCGAUCUUAUCACUCGGUAUAACCUGCAAUCGCGGGUCAACGGCAAGGGUAAGGAGCCUGUAUUGAGCGAGGAGGCGCAGAAGAAGCAGAGUGGGUGGAGCGCGGACAAGAACGCCCGCGCUGAAGCGCUGAAGCGGAGACGCGAGGAGAUGGUCUUGGCCGCUAGGAGGAAGAUGGAGGAGAAGGACGCCGCGACGGCGGCGUGA